Molecule: messenger RNA, 684 nt
Organism: Acanthamoeba castellanii str. Neff
Lineage: Eukaryota; Discosea; Longamoebia; Acanthamoebidae
Product: Cys/Met metabolism PLP-dependent enzyme superfamily protein
Exons: 6
Biological process (GO): transsulfuration
Cellular component (GO): cytoplasm
Molecular function (GO): pyridoxal phosphate binding; cystathionine gamma-lyase activity
Source: RefSeq, a predicted model, not a curated record
AUGGGCCACAUCGUAAUCGAAUCGGGCACCAAGUACUUGAGCGGGAAGGGGGAUGUUCUCCUCGGAGACGUGGUCUUCAGAAAGAAGCAAGCCGAUCAGGGAGAUAUAACGCAGCGCGUGAAGCGUUGGCGCUCGGUCGGAGGCGGGUCGCCCACGCCCAUGUCCUGCUGGCUCGUCAGCAAGGGCCUGGAGACACUUCGCCUGCGCAUGCACCACGCCACCGCCACCGCUCUCGAAGUGGCCAGGUUUCUUGAGACGGUCCCGUGCCUCAGCCGCGUCGUGUUUCCCGGGCUGGCCAGCCACCCGUGCCACACGCGCGCGGUCAAGUACUUUGGCGAGAAGAACAGCGGCGCGGUGCUCAGAUUCCACAUAUGUCUCUACGGCCCGACCGUGGACCAGAUGCUGACCGACCCGCAUCCUUUCAUGCACGCCCGUGAGGUGCCGGACUACGUUGGGUAUUGGUUCCGAGUGGCCAUCGGGUUGGAGACCGCAGAGGACAUCAUUUCCGGUUUCCUCCACGAGCUGGUGACGAAGGUGGGCGAGGUCAAGAAGUUCGACGCCAAAACGCGACAGCUGAGCUUCAGAGGCAAGCUCCCCUCGCCCUGUCCGUACCUCUUCUUUUUCGCUGGCGAAAGCGACGGCGGCAAAGGCCAAAAGCCCCCAUCUCAAUCGACCGAUGGCCAG